AUGGCAAUUGAGACCAUUGAGAUCCCUGCUAGUGCUGGUACCACGAACACAACUAUAUCUACUGAUUCCACUCGUAUCUUGUUUCAUCCUGACGAUUAUACGCAUCAAUUUCAUCUUUUAUAUGUGCAUCCAUCUGAAUUGUUAGCCUCAUCUCUUGUGUCUGAAUUAUUUGAUGGAACAUGCUAUGGGAGUUGGCACAGGUCGAUUUUAUUCGCUUUUUCAGUUAGAAAUAAGCUUGACUUUAUUCAUGGUACUUCUGAGAGACCUGCUGAAGGUUCUCCUCUACUAAGACAAUGGCAGCGCUGCAAUGAUUUAGUUGUUGCUUGGCUAGUCAAUUCUGUAACUAAGGAAAUACAAAGAUCUGUUGUCUAUUCUGAAUUUGCUAAGGACAUUUGGAGAGAACUUGAGGAUAGAUAUGGUAAGGCUGAUGGGGUUAGGAGCAAUACAUUGAUGAUGAAACCUCUACCCUCUAUUGACACCACCUAUAGCAUCUUUUUGAGUGAUGAGAAACAGAGGCAAGUGUGCACAAGCUCUUCCUUUCCAUCUGAAUCUGCAUCUUUCCAUGUUUCCUCCUCCAGUAAUGGUGGUCCUAGGCCUCAAUUUAAUACCAAAGCCAACUAUGAUUCCCAAAAGACUUCCCUGUUUUGCAAAUAUUGCAAGAGAUCUGGACAUCUCAUGGAGAAAUGUCACAGACUCCAUGGUUACCCUUCACAUUUUAAGUUCACCAAGAGUUCAGGUCCCAAGAAGGUUGCUGCUAAUGUUGCCUGUGAUUAUUCACCUGCCUUGGUUCCUUUUGCUGAAUGUUCUGAUAAUUAG
Lycium barbarum (goji berry) is the source of this 816-nucleotide messenger RNA. RefSeq lists its product as uncharacterized. Lineage: Eukaryota; Viridiplantae; Streptophyta; Magnoliopsida; Solanales; Solanaceae. The record is from RefSeq and is a predicted model, not a curated record. The transcript is spliced from 2 exons. Bases 1 to 816 code for a protein of 271 amino acids.